Molecule: messenger RNA, 10224 nt
Organism: Carcharodon carcharias (great white shark)
Lineage: Eukaryota; Metazoa; Chordata; Chondrichthyes; Lamniformes; Lamnidae
Gene: kdrl
Product: kinase insert domain receptor like
Exons: 30
Coding region: 321-4337 (1338 amino acids)
Biological process (GO): vascular endothelial growth factor receptor signaling pathway; positive regulation of kinase activity; multicellular organism development
Cellular component (GO): plasma membrane; signaling receptor complex
Molecular function (GO): ATP binding; vascular endothelial growth factor receptor activity
Source: RefSeq, a predicted model, not a curated record
AACUCAGCUCAGAUUUCAUUGCACUGUGCAGUCAGAUAGGAAACAACCAAGCAACUUUUAACAAUGUUCCUAUCCCUCAGUGGAAUUGGCUUUGUGGUGGAGUUAUGAUGAAGCAUUUGGGAGUUUUAAGAGCUGUGGGAAAUUGAAAGUUUCAUAAAGUGGGGAACUCAAGACCUGAGACAGAAAAAGACACAGCACCUGCCUCUUGGGAUCUUUUUAAGUGCAUAAUCUGCAUUGCACUGAAAUUUCUGCAGGAAUCUUAUUGGGAUUGCAGAUAGAACAGAUCCAGGAUAGGAAUAUCCAUUUCAGCUGGAGUGAACAUGUACCCCGGAUUUUUCACAGCAGCAGUUUUUUAUAUUCAAUGGAGAUUCAUUUUGAUCCACGGUUCAGCUUCUCAAGUCAAUCGGAUUGCACCAGAACUGAAUAUAACUGACAAGCAGUUGGUCAUUGAAGUAAAUGGAACAAUCACAGUCACCUGCAGGGGGCAGGCAUCCUUGAACUGGUUUGGACCCAAUCAACCUUAUGCUACAAAAGACAGAUUAAGCAUAACCAACUACAGGUGCAAUGACAAGAAGAAGUAUUUUUGCAGUACCAUGACUUUAAGUAAGGCUCAUCGCAGUGAUACUGGAAGCUAUACUUGUAAAUAUGCCACUUCCGAAGCCAAUGAAAGCCUUAAAUCCCAGAUCUAUUUAUUUGUCACAGAUCAUCAAAGUCCAUUUGUGGAACCUCAUACAGAACGUCCUGAAGUGAUAAAGUUCAGUGGAAGUAGUGAGAUUGUGAUCCCCUGCCGCGUCACAGCACCAAAUCUACAGGUCACACUACUGAUGGAUUACACCAUCUUUGAAAUCAAUGGGACAAAUAGUGUAUGGGAUCCUACGCAAGGCUUUAUUAUUCGAAAUCUGGAACAUAUUCCCUCUGGCAUGCUGCAAUGCAAAACUAUGGUCAAAAAUCAAGCCUUCAGGUCUUACUUUAUAAUAUCCAAAGAAGUUGAAGGGGUGAAAUAUCUUCACCUUAAUACCAGUGCACGAAUCAAGGUGCUGUCUGGGGAUACACUAUCUAUCAAGUGCACAGCAAAAAUGCCUUUGAAUGCCAGACCUGAAUUUCAGUGGGAGUAUCCUGGCAAAGCAGCUAAUCGGACAGUUAAUAUUUAUAAUGCACGGGUAAUGCCAACUGUAUAUUACAGUAUGCUAACUCUGAAGGACAUACAGCGAAGUGACAAAGGAACCUACAUUUGCAAAGUAUUGAAUAAAAAUAUAUCGCAAAACAGGACUAAAGUUAUUGUCAUUGAAGAGCCUUUUAUUGAAGCAAGUUUCAAAACUCAGAACCCUUUACGCAUAUUAGCUGGAGGAAAACCUGUGAAACUAGCUGUGAAAGUGAAUGCUUUCCCAACUCCAGAAGUGUCCUGGUACAAAAACGGAAAACUCAUUACACACAAUCAGACUUGCUAUACCCAAAACCACUAUGCAUUAAAAAUAAUGCGUGUGUCAAAAGAUGAUGAAGGGAAUUACACCAUUUCACUAACCAACAAGCUGCAUAAUCUGCAGAAGAACCUCACCAUCACACUAAGAGUGCUUGCAAAACCACAGAUCUAUGACAAUGCAGUGGGACCCCAAGAGGAAAGGUUUUAUCUGCUUGGGAAGAAACAUAAGCUGACCUGUACUGCCUUUGGAAUUCCAUCUCCCACAAUUCACUGGCAAUGGCAGCCCUGCAUCAGCAACCUAUCCCAUACAACGUGUGAAACAAAUGAUGAUGUGAAAAUUAACAUUUCAAAACCAUUUCAGACAAACCUAGGCAACAGAAUCGAGAACAUCACUCACAGAAUGGAAUCGUAUAAUGAUAAAAACAGUACUGUGAGCACUCUGAUUGUGGCCAAAGCCAAGGUCUCAGGUAAUUAUCACUGUAUAGCUACCAGUGAGUGUGGUGAAGACAGAAGAAGAAUUAACUUUUACGUUACAGAUCAGCCAGAUGUCUUGCAUCUUAAGGCAAAUAUCAACGAAUCUCAAACUGAGGGAGGCGACCUAACUCUUACCUGUAUAAUUAGAAAGUACCUCAUCAAUGAAUUUACCUGGUAUUACCAGUCCUUGGUGAAAUCGUCUGAGGUUAAUCUGAACAGUUCCACUCAGACAGUUUAUGGAAACUACUCCAACACUUUGUCGCUCCAACUCAGAAAUGUGACUGAAAGGGAUACUGGCAUUUACAAGUGCAGAGCAAUGAACAAAACUUCCAAGGAGCAGUACGAGAAACGUACUAUGGUCUAUAUAAAACCUAAGACCAUUCCAGUUCUGCAGAAGAACCUGACAAGCCUGGAGAUCAACAGCAGCAGUACUGUGAUCCUGAGCUGCGAUGUCAAUGGGCGACCCCCUCCCAGCAUCACCUGGUACAAAAAUGAGCAACAGGUUCUCCCAGCUUCAGGCAUUUUUCUGGAAGCAGGAAACAAAACUUUAAUCAUUGAAAGAGUCAGAUUUGAUGAUGAAGGAGAAUACAAAUGCAAGGCCACCAACGAAAAGGGAACAGUGGAAACAUCUGCAUACGUAUCUGUUCUAGGGUCUGAAGAAAAAUCCAACUUGGAACUGAUUAUUUUGGUCUGUACUGGGGUAGCAGCCACACUAUUCUGGCUCUUACUCACACUUUUUAUCCGUAAACUCAAGAAGCCUAGUUCUGGGGAUGUUAAAGCUGGAUAUCUGUCAAUCAUAAUGGAUCCAGAUGAAGUGCCACUGGAUGAACAGUGUGAGCAUCUCCCAUAUGAUAGCAGUAAAUGGGAGUUUCCUAGAGACAGACUCAGGCUCGGCAAAACUCUUGGACUUGGUGCAUUUGGCAAAGUGGUGGAGGCAUCUGCUUUUGGGAUUGAUAAAUCUUCAACCUGUAAAACAGUGGCUGUAAAAAUGCUGAAAGAAGGGGCUACAACAAAUGAAUGCAAAGCACUGAUGUCAGAGCUGAAAAUUCUUAUCCACAUUGGCCACCAUCUGAAUGUCGUGAACAUGCUGGGAGCCUGUACCAAGCCUGGAGGGCCUCUGAUGGUAAUUGUGGAAUAUUGCAAGUAUGGAAACCUAUCCAAUUACCUCAGGAGCAAGAGAAAUGACUUCAUUUUAGUCAAGUGUCAGAAAAACGUCAGCCAGCCUGACACACUUGUAGAUGAAACCAGCUCUGAAGUAAUGGAAGGCAUAAAGCGAAGAUUGGAGAGCGUGGCGAGUACAGGAAGCUCAACAAGCUCAGGCUUUGUGGAAGAUAAGAGUUACAGUGACGCGGAAGAGGAAGAGGAAGAUGCUGAAGACCUAUAUAAACGACCAAUGGCUAUGGAAGACCUGAUUUGUUACAGUUUCCAAGUAGCCAAAGGCAUGGAAUUUUUGGCUUCAAGGAAAUGCAUCCACCGAGACUUGGCAGCCCGUAACAUUCUUCUGUCUGAGAGCAAUGUUGUGAAGAUCUGUGACUUCGGGCUGGCUCGUGACAUUUACAAAGACCCAGAUUAUGUACGGAAAGGAGAUGCCCGACUCCCACUCAAAUGGAUGGCACCAGAAUCCAUAUUUGAUAAAAUCUACACAACUCAGAGUGAUGUCUGGUCUUUUGGAGUGCUACUGUGGGAAAUAUUUUCCUUAGGUGCCUCUCCCUAUCCAGGAGUCCAAAUCGAUGAAGAAUUCUGCCACAGGUUAAAAGAAGGAACAAGGAUGAAGCCCCCUGAAUAUUCUACCCCAGAAGUCUAUCAGACAAUGUUAGACUGCUGGCAUGGGGACCCAGGAGAAAGGCCUACCUUCAGUGAGUUGGUGGAACAGCUGGGAGAUCUUUUGCAGGCCAAUGUUCAGCAGGAUGGAAAGGAUUAUAUUCCUUUGAAUACUAUGUUGCCAACAGAUGGUGAUUCAAGCCUCUCUGCAGACCCCAGCCUCACAGAAGACAUAACAAAUCCAAAAGUUAAUUACAAUUGCACAGGAGUCAUUGGACUCAAUUGCAAUAAUGCAAAGAAGAGGCCACUGAGUGUAAAAACAUUUGAUGAGGUUCCUGUAGAAAAUAAGACCACCGUGAUAUACGAGGAAGGUGAAACUGACAGUGGAAUGGUGCUAGCCUCUGAUGAGCUAAAGUCCCUGAAGCGCCUGGAAAGCAGAUCCCGCCCUUUUGGAAUAAUUACAUUAGCAAUGAGAGCUGUGAGUAAAAGCAAAGAGUCUGUAUUGUCUGAGUCUGAGAACCAUGCUAACCCACUCCAGCCUGCUGUGUGUGGUACAGAGGAUGAAGGCCUGGAUUUUGCCCUGGAAGAUUCGAUCCUGUUACCUAUGGAUCAAACUUUGGAAUGCCACAGCCCACCGCCAGAUUACAACUCUGUCAUUCGCUACACCACACCACCAGUCUGAAUAAACUGGAUUUUCUGAAUGCUACCACACCACAAUUGUCAGUGCAGCCUUUAAUGAGGAAUGUACCACAGCACAACAUCCUGGAUAUUGUAAACCAAACUCUUCUUUGGCUAAAGGGAUAUAGAGAGAGCCAUAUAACCAUGGAUGUCAAAUCUACUAUAAGUACUUGUGUUAAAGCCCUACUAUUCAUUCAGUACAAAAUACACCUGCAGAUAAUUUUCUGAAAAGUCCCAGGUCUGUGAAAAACCCCGCACAAUAUCAUUAUUACUCCAGUGCUGAAUGGCUGUGGGUAUAGCUAGUUAGCUCACAGCUGUGGUGUGUAGUCAGUGAAUCAAAUUGUAUCAGUGAAAUUCUCCAAACAUGUCCAAAGUAUCCCAGUCAAUCAUGGGAAUGUCACUAAAAAAAUUGAUUUGUAUGUGUAUAAAAAACAUAUGUCUGUCAACUGUUUUGCUAACUGACUAUUGUAAAGAAGGGUCAGUGCCUGAAACCUAUCUGUUCUCUCCACAGAUGCCGACUGACCUGUUCCUUGUUUCCAGUUUUUUCUGUUUUUAUUUCACCAUCUGCAGUAUUUUUAUUUGAAUGUUUUGAUUCCCUUACUCAAAUGAAGAUAUCGUUCCAUGUUUUCCAAUGUUCAGCUCUCACAUAGUUCAGUCAGCAGGAGGUCCAGUGUUGCUAUCAUUCACCAAAAGUUAAAAUGCCCUUGUUUUGUUUCUUCUCCUAAUUAACUGUUAAGCAAAAUUUCCCACACAUGAAUUGGCUUCAGUGAAAUGCUGAAUACUAGAAGAGAUGUGUGUAAAUUGUAUGACUUUAAUGAUUUUUUAGCAGUCUAAGGUCCCUGACACAAAGUUGUGAGUUCGGUUUCCAGGAUUGCAUGUUGCAAUUUGAGGUGAAUUUGAGUUGGGCCUCCAAAUGAAAUAUAUCUCGCAGAAAUGAGCUGGUCCAUCUCAUAGUAAGGACCAGCAAGCUGUACACAAAAAUUGUAUUAAUGGUGAUGAUAAAAACAAUGUGGCACAGAGUUCCUGAUUCUAGUGAAGGCUGUGGGUGUGAUAAGCUAUUGAGGAGAUAAUGAUGGAGAAUAUAAGAUGGGGGGAAAACAAUAAGAAAAUGGCUAAUUGAAAAACAGUGAAAUAAUUUUUUGCUCGUCACAAACUCUGUUAGAAUUUCCCCUAUAACAUUGAGGGUAGUAGACAAGUUGAAAAUAUCAUUAUGUUCUCCAGGCAUGAUGAAUUUUAAAUAGUUGCAGCAGGUAAUUAAAAUUUGAUUAUUCCACAUCUAACUGAAAGCAGUGGAAACUAGAGCCAUAUAAACUGUAGGAUUAUGUCAAUGUGAGGAUAUCUCCACUAUUAUGUAUCCAUAUUCUGAUGGCUUUCCAAACAAGAUUAGCAUUCAAAGGAGUUUUUCUUUUUUAUUAAUGCUUGUUCUUUGUGCAUUCUUCAUGAAUUUUGUGUUGGGGCUUUUCCUGGUAUCAGAUAGUUAACCAGAAGUGUGAACAAUGAAACCCCCCACCCUCCAAAUGCACAUUAUCAAACACAUACAGAUUUGCUAUUGUACUCUCAAUAAUGACUGACUUGUUCUAAGAUAAUGAAGAGUAUAAGUUUUGCACAAUAAUUAGCUUGUAUCCCCCUGCUCCCAUCCAAUCAUGGAGAAUGAGACCGCUCCCACUGGACACAAUUUAAUGCCAUUGAAUGCAUUCUUGUUUGGCAGAGGCAUAUAUGUUCUACAAUGUUGAGAAAAGUAGUUAUUUAUUAUAAGGAGGAGACAAUCCUGAUCCCUCAAGGUGAGAAAAAAUGUGUCAAUGCUCCAAAAACAAUAUUUUAAUCUGCAAAAAUGUUUUAGAAAUAUUAAUGGCUAAUUUUCAGGGCUAACACAGCUUUAAAACGGCAGGAAUUAGACUGAUCAGCAAUGAUAAAUACAAAUUCAAUUGCUUUAUAAACUCAGACUAUUUUGUAAGGAUAAUGUAAAAUUUGGACUCUACACUCCUUCCCAAUUGCCCCCCGCCCCUCUGUAAUGCCCGCCUCCACCUCAAGAGAGUGUCAUUAUUGGGCAUUAGCUUCAAUCAAUGAAGGUACACUAUUUGCACAAAUAGAAUAUUUCCUUCAUCUAUUUUUAAUUAUCAAGAAAAACUAUCUGGGUGUUCUUAGGUGGGCAGUGGGGGGGUGCUGGGGGAACAGCACAACUGUUUAAAAGAAAAUUACCCCAAAACUUUCCUAUUCAAGGAGAUGAUUUGAAUCUGAACAUGUUGUAUCCAGCUGAUUGGUUUUAUUCAUCUUCUAAUAUUUUACAAAUUCCAGUAUUUAUUUAAAAAUAAACUUACAAAUUUAACUUUGCCUGGUGUUAUUAACAUAUUUCCAAUGCUGAAUUUAGUAAAACAGCAAAAUAAAAUAUCAAAAGUAUAGUUGCUAAAGCAAGAAGUAAUUUCAAUAUUUCAAAUUAGUCAUUUACCUCAUUACAAUAUUUCUAAUACUGAAUUUAUAUAUUUUAUAAAAGAAUCAGACUUUGAAUUUUUCACAUCUUCCUAGCUUAUCAUCAGGAUGUUACCAAAAGAUGUAUUCAGAAAAUAUAGGAAGAACUGUUAUGGCUGUAAUUACUCUCUGCCUUUAUAUCAAUAUUUGUAAUUAGAGUGAAAAAGGUCUCAGGUAAUCUCAUGUUGCUGUAUCCUUUUUUUCUAGAUCUUGCACAGGUAUUUGUUAUAACAAAUUAAAAGCAAUUAACUGUUCAACCAUUCCAAGUAUAUUAGAAAUGUCCCUAGGUGACAGAUUGUGAAUGGCUUUUUUUAAAUAAAGUGGAAAAGGAACACUGCAGUGUAAAACAGGGAAUAUUUUGCAUACUGUGAAUUUACUGUUCUUUAAAAGAACUCUGGAAUUAGAGUUCUUUCAUUAAUAUAUGAGGAACAAUAACGAGAAAAUGGUUAUUUUUCAUUGCAACUCCCAGGAUGCUGUAAAUCCCUUAGAUUGUCCUAUGAACAAUUCAAAUAGGUCACUUUCCAAUGGGUCUACUGUGAAUGUUAUGAGUAUAAGGAGGUGCCCAGUAUUGUUGUGUUAUGUUAUAUAGUGUAUAGUCACAAAUCCAGUUAUUCUACAUUGCAAUAUAGGAAUUAAAGAUAUCUGACAUCGCACCAUCUCAUAUAUUUUCUAGUGUUCUGUUCCCUUUAUCACCCAUUCACAUUGUUCCUUCCACAAAUCAUGGCCAAAUAUAAUUGAGUGCAUAGAGAAAUUAGCAGCAUUGUAAAUUUAGAAUGAGGUAUUUUGCCCUGAAAUUAUAUUGUAAGAAAAUAACACAAUAGAACAUUGGAACAGGAGUAAGCCAUUCAACCCCUCAACCCAUCUGCCAUUGGCUGAUCUGUACCUCAACUCCAUUUACCCAGCUUUGUUCCAUAACGCUUUGAUAUCCUUACCUUAAAAAAUGCAUUACUUUGACAUUCCUCUCUCCGCUACUUUACUGAGAUGUUAACCCAUUUCAAAUAAAUAGAUUACUGAUACUGCUGAAAUAGUGGACAGGGGAGACAAAUCCAUUAAAUCCAUUGGUGCGUUAUUUUCACAGUGUGCUUUCGAGACUGUGGGUUUUUUUUUAAAGAAGGGCAUCAAAAGAUUGUAAUGAAGUGGUGGUGUAUGACCAUGAUAAAAUAAUCAUACAAGGGCUCAAGAUGAAGUGAACUUGAUGGGGCAGCUGGUCUUUUCUUGCUGCAGGCUUACUCUUUGUCUUAAUUCCUUAUUCAGAAUUUUUAUUUUAAAGCUAUAGACUAUAUAAUAUAAAAAUAAGCGAUGUCUGGGUGUGAACUUCAGGCAGUAAUUUGAACUUGUAAUCCUGAUGAUGUUUAUUGACACUCGAAUGCUGUUAUCACGAGUUAUGAUGUCAUCAGGACCGCUUGAUUGAAUUCCUACCAGUCAUCAAUUAUCCUAUCUGUUCAGUUGCACUUAUUUGUAGCUUGUUUUUGUUUAUGUACCAUUAACUGGAAAUGUGUUUAUUUUGCAUUAGCUAACUAGCAGUAAGAUUUGGAAAGCAAAUAACAUUGAAGUAAGGGGAGUAUAUGGUUUCAAAGUGUGACAAAUGAUCUUUGUCUACGAAACAGCUAAUAUUAAUUAUCAUUAUUUUAUACAUGCAAAACACCAAUAACAAAGUCUUGUGCUUCUUUAAAUUACUCAAUCCAUGGAUUAGCCUGUAAUGUUUUCUUUACCUUAUAUCUUUGUGUCUAUGCAGCGUUUAUGCAGAAUGUAAUGGCCAGCUUCAAUGCCAAGGUGGUGAAAUUGCAUGACUAGUUUGCCAACACAAAUAUUUUUAAUAUUCAACUCAGUAAUUUCCAGUGUUCUGAAAUUAAAAUAUAAGUAUCACAGAUGUACAAAUGAAAGGUCUUAGUAAAUGCACAAAAGUUUUAAAUGGUAUUCUCUUCAGCCAUUUUCAAUGUAUUAAUAUUAUUCCUGUUAAGACUUAACUUAAUACAUAUACACAAAUCAUCAUGUACCAGAACUUUUCAUCAACACAAAUGGACAGUAUAAUGGCACACUUCAAGAAUGAAGCAACUUUAGCUGUAAUUCCAAUGAAAUGUCCAAGUACAGAAUCUUGAAAAUUCAAAUAGAUCAUUCUUGUUAAUUUUUCAUUCCUACUAUUAGUUUCCCUUUGCUAACACUAGUGAGCUAGCCAUUCAUUAACGACUUCUUUUACAACAAUGGUGAGAGGUGUAUACUCUUGUGUGUACAGAUUGUCUCCUCAAGAAUCCUCUCCUGCCCAUUGAAUUGUCAGGGCAUCAGAGAAGUGGUUGUAUAAUAUGGGAGAGAAUUGGCAGAGACUAGAGUCAAAACCCUCAAAAUUAAAAAUUCUUACUGACACCAUGCACUUAUUCUAGUAAUUGUUACUAAUUAAGUUGAACUUUUAAUACUAACAUUUUGUAGCAAGUCAGCUCUUGAAAUACCCUUACACCCCUUGAGAGAGUUGUUGGAGAUGGCAGGUGUAAGUAGAAGGUAUAACGUGAGGUUAUUUGAGAGCAUUUUGCUACUAAUUUUUAAAAAGAGUCAGCUAAGAUCUUUUCAAGCAGAGGAUGGUUCCCACUUAUUCAGGCAUGAUGUAGUGAAUGAUAAAUCCUGUUAUAAGUCAGCUCCAGUACGUUGAUAGACAUGUGCUCACACCACUCACAAACUGCCUACAAAUAUAGGACAACUUACAGGAACAGUCAAGUGGAUUGUUGGAGACACCAGCUUUCUGUUAAAAAUAAAAAUUUCAGCAGCCAUUAAACUGGAAUAUUUGCUAAGCAUCGGAAUGUGAGGUUGUUUCCCUCUCUCAAUUUUGCACAUGGAAGAACUUUUUCUUUAAAAUAACAUAGUCAGAGAAAACUAAUAUUAAAUAAUAACAAAUGAGAAAACACUAACAAAUUUGCAGGAAGCUAGUGUAGUCCUCAAACAGUUCUCAAAAAUGUUCCUUUUCUGCAUAUUUUACUGACAGUUUUUGAAUAAGGAACACAAGCAUUCCACGCUGACUAUUCUAAAGCUUGAUGUAUGUGCUAUAAGCUCUCAAACUCAUAACUCAUGGUUCUUUUUAACAAUCUAGCUUAUCCUUACUUUUGAACUGAAAUGUGAUGCAGAGAUAAAGGUUUGUUUCUGAAUCCUACUCUCAUGCUUGCAGGACAGGCUAAUCCUUUGUAUUAAAGAAGGAUAUCUAUUCAUGUCAAGACAACUUCUUUCCUAAGAACCACUUGUUUUAAAGUGCUCAUACGACUCACUUUUAAUGAUUUCUUUUCUUAAGUAACAGCAGAGAACUGCCAUUUAUUCUGUGGGAAAGUAAUAAGGAAUGUCAAUGUAUUAUCUGUGGAAGAAUGUAUGCACUGGAGAACCUCUGUAUUUCAUAUAGCCUAAGCUCUAUUGGAGCUAUUAACAAAAAUAAAGUUUACAUAUAUUUA